UAGAAUAUCGCGAUAAGUUUUCAUGCCUACGGGCAAGAGCGCUUAUAACAGGUACCGGAUAUCCUCGAAUACAUCCGAGCUGCUGAGACAUCUGAAGAUCCGGGAGAUUAUGUCAACUAUGUUGGACAAUUAUAAGGAUAUUUUCCGUAGAUUAAAUAUAACCGACGAAGAGAUUAAUUACUAUGGUCUUGAUAAUUUGACAAAUUAUAGAAGUAACUGUAUCGAAACGAUACAUGUUACGUGCUAUUGCGACGGUGCGAUUCGCGAUCUGGCGACGCAAUACAAGAAUUACCAUGGUUAUGCUUCCCUUAUCGUAUGUUCCUUUGGUACACUCACCAAUAUGCUGAAUAUCGUUGUCCUCACGAGGAAAGAUACAAAGGCGGCACCCAUAAAUCGCAUUCUCACCGGCCUGGCUGUGGCGGACGCGUUGGUGAUGUUGGAGUACAUUCCUUUCGCAAUUUAUAAAUAUUUCGUAUUACCAGAGCAUAGAAUCUUCCCGUAUGGAUGGGCCGUCUUCGUACUGUUCCAUAUGCAUUUCACGCAGCUUUUUCAUACGAUCAGUAUUGCUCUCACGCUCACUUUAGCCGUUUGGAGAUACAUCGCCAUCAGAUUUCCGCGUUACAAUUAUACUUGGUGCACUGACAGACGUUGUACGAUUGCUCUUUCGUGUAGUUUUGUUGCUCCGUUUUUUGCCUGCGCUCCUAGCUAUCUUAUAUUUGGAAUAAAGACAAAGAUCAUUUAUGAAAACGGCACCAAGGAGAUUUUGUAUCACGUGGACGCUGAUUGUUCCAUUGAUAAAGGAUUCUUGUAUCAAUUAAAUUUCUGGAUACUUAGCGUAGUUGUUAAACUCUUGCCGUGCGUCCUUCUCACCAUCAUCAUUUGCUGGCUGAUAAAAGCCCUUUAUAGGGCAAAAGGUAGGAAACAAAUUUUGAAGAACUACAAUCACUGUACCGCAAAGGCGGCUAAGCCAACCUCAUCAGGAAUCUCCGAUCUCGAUUACGAUACAUCGUUCGAUAAAAAGGAUGAAUGUCCGCGACAAGUGAGUAAAUCUGACAAGCGAACGGACAGGACAACGAGAAUGCUUGUAGCGGUAUUGCUGUUGUUCCUGAUAACGGAAAUCCCUCAAGGCAUUUUGAGUUUACUUUCUGCAGCUUUGGGGGAUUGUUUCUUCCGUAAUUGUUAUCACAAGUUUGGAGAAGUGAUGGAUAUCUUUGCGCUAUUAAACGGCAGCAUAAACUUUAUCUUAUAUUGUUCCAUGUCGCGGCAAUUUCGUAUGAUUUUUGGACAAUUAUUUAAACCUAGGAUCAUAAGCAACUGGCCAACGAUGAACCAACACCAAACCGAUGUACAAAGCACAUAUGUUUAAUGAAAGAGAUUUUAUGGAAUGUUCUCUCUGUUUUUCAAACAUAGAAUUUAAAAGAGCAUGUAAUCUAUUUAUAAUGAAAUAUCUAAA
Molecule: messenger RNA, 1453 nt
Organism: Camponotus floridanus (Florida carpenter ant)
Lineage: Eukaryota; Metazoa; Arthropoda; Insecta; Hymenoptera; Formicidae
Product: sex peptide receptor
Exons: 4
Coding region: 23-1366 (447 amino acids)
Biological process (GO): G protein-coupled receptor signaling pathway
Cellular component (GO): membrane
Molecular function (GO): G protein-coupled receptor activity
Source: RefSeq, a predicted model, not a curated record